Molecule: messenger RNA, 1329 nt
Organism: Aspergillus brunneoviolaceus CBS 621.78
Lineage: Eukaryota; Fungi; Ascomycota; Eurotiomycetes; Eurotiales; Aspergillaceae
Exons: 2
Coding region: 197-1099 (300 amino acids)
Source: RefSeq, a predicted model, not a curated record
CAGCUCUUUCUUUUCUGGAGGAAAUUACCCUUUUCCCACGCGGGCUGUCGCAAAACCCUUGUUGACAUUUUUUGCGAUCGAAACACACACCCCUAACACACCACCCCUGCUGCACCCGACCGUUCUUCACACUUCUGCAUCAACACAGCAUACAGCACACAGCACACAGCACACAGCACCGAUCACACUCACAACCAUGACCACCUGCAAAAGCGGUUCCUCGCCGGACUGCAACUUCACCUGCCCCAACGGCGGCUCGUGGUUCGUCUGCGACACGGCGCCGUACUUUGUGGGCUGCUGUGCCUCGGACCCCUGCCACAACACCACCAGCCCGGCCUGCCCCAGCCUGUACGCCGCCUCGUUCAACGGCGCCAUCUUCGACGAGAUCCUCCCCAACCGCUGCCUCGACAACCCCAGCUCCGACUGGUACACAUGCAACGGCACCUCCCCGAGAUUCCUGGGGUGCUGCAGUAGCAACCCCUGCAGCGACGGGUGCCCGGACGACGACCUCCUGCCCGCGGCCUGGAGCUCCUCCUCCGCCGGCCAACUCAAGCUCUUCCAGGACAACGCCAGCGCGACGGCAACCGCCUCCCCGACCUCGACCUCCACACAAACCUCCUCCCCUGAAGACUCAUCAAGCCAUCACUCAAGCCUGUCGGGCGGCGCGAUCGCCGGAAUCGCCAUCGGGGCUGCUGCGCUUGUCGCCUUCAUCGUGCUCGCCAUCUUCUUCCUCCGCCGCCGCCGUCGACGGGAAGCCACCGCCGCCGAAGCGGAGCGCCAACACAUGUACCCCGGGGAGUACGGGUAUCACAGUCCCCAAUCCUCACCGUAUCAAGAUUCGCACAUGAGCAGCCCCGACCCAGCCAGCAAAUACCCCUCCGGCUCGACGGGCGGCUUCACCAUGUCCCCGCCGGCCUCGCACAUCGGCCCCGACGGCCGCCCCGUCUCCGAGAUCUACUCCCGCGACGAGGACCAUCUCCGCCCCACCCACGGGCUGGGCCUGUCGGCCCCGACCAAAGUGCAGCCCAUCCCCGAGCUGGAUAGCACGCAGCCCCGCACGACGGAGGUGCAUGAGCUGGAUGGGUUGAAUGCGCGGUAGGGCGGGUGGUUGGCACGAUACCGUAUUUGCCGUUUUUGAUGCCUCUGAUCAUGGGUAUAGAUGAGAGCGAGCGGAUGUGGUGGACUAUAAUUAUUUUAUUCUCUCUGUGUGAUCGGGAUCUUUGAUGAGAUACAGGGCCAUGGCACCCGGAGGAUGUAAUAUGAGUAUGAAAUUUUGUACAUAGUGUGGGAAAAGUGCGAGCUUAUAGACACAAUAUCUAUAGAUUUGUG